GACGAUACUGAUCGCCUGAGGUGAAAAAGUUUUCGUUUGAGCGUCGUUUCAGCAAGGUUCAAACAUACCAUUCAACACGCAAUUCAAACUAUUUCAUCUCAAGUGCUUGACUCAAUAACAACAACUGAGCUCAACAUAACGAGAUCCUAAUAAAUCCUCACGAGAGAAGCCAACAAAAGAAUGGCCGUCAGUGAAAGUACUUGUGUCAGUACCAUCAUGUUUAUGUUGUCAAUCUUGCUCACCAUCGGUCAGAUUAUCACAGCUGUCGUCUUAAUCAUCCUAGUCAAAGCUUUCUGGAACCUCAGAAGAAGAGUCCUGGACUAUGAAAAGAAUCUACCCUUGGUAAGAUUAGAAACGCCACAACGCAUUAAUACAACUACAGCAACAAAACCAUUAAAGCGAGCAAGUACAACAGCUAGCAGUAAGCGUCUCGAAGAUGGUGAAGAAGCUACUGUGGUGCCGACGCCUAAUCCUGGAAAUAGAAGAUCGGUAUGUGAGCAGCAAGUGCCCCAUGCAGACGACUGCACAAUGACCGUGCCACGGACUCAGAGUACAAGUGCUCAGAAACUACUAGAACUUAUUCAUAAUGUUUCCUUCGAGUCUUUCAGUAGCCCACGUGACUCGGGCACAGGCUCCGCCAGCACCACAAGUCCCAAUAGCUCAAUUUCCUAUGAAUUGCAGAGAUCGAUGAAGGAAUCGUUCAGCAAACGAGAGGGCAGUUCUACAUUACCAAAAACGAAGUCAUGGGGGUCUCAGGGAAGCAAGUCAUGUGACGCUCCAUUUGAAUCAGGCAGGUCUUUAAGCACUGCAUCUUGUGGUCCUUCAAGACCAACACGUUACGGAUCUCAUUUUGUCAAGUUCCUUAGCAAGAAGCCAAUAAAUGAGAAUGAUUUUCGCCCCUCUCGACUGAAAACGAUUUCCAUAGAGAUGAUAGGUCAGGAUGACGAUGAUUGCCCUAACGAAACCAAAUCAAAAAGAGCAAGUCGAAUUCUGAGGGAAAUGGAAGAAGAUGCAAGCGAAGAGCCUGCAGCGAUCGAAGAGGUUGGUUUUUGUAAUGAAGGUUACCAUGCUUCAAGCAAUCGGAGCUCCCCCGAGGUAUCAAAAAAUGCGCCGCUGGCUAGUGAAGAAUCGGUCAGCAGUUCGAACUCGGAAUCUGUCAAUGAGAUCAAUAAUAACGACUUUGAAAAACUGGAUAGUGAGGAUGAAUACGAGAAUCAAGAAGUCGUUGAUGCGAUGAGAUAUAAUAGUGUAGGGUCAAAGAAAGGUUGCAGCAGUAAACAAAAUGAACCUGUAUGUGUCAAGAGCAGCACACAACCUUGAAAAAUGGAGAGAUGAUGGCACACUAUGGGCAGCAUAACCUGCAAAAACAGGGUAGUUUUAAUUGCUAAGACGACUCGUUUAGGAAGACACUGGGCGACAGUGUAACGGUGUAACGAGAAAACUUUCCCAUUUCUUCAGACAACAGUGCCAUGAUUAGAUAAAGAUAUAAUUUCUUCCUCGUACUAGCAGCAAUCAGAGGACAGCGAAGGAAAUACAGUGUUAACGUUGUAACGAGAAACAUUUUCUCAUUUCUCUCAUUUCUUCAGACAACAAUGCCAUGAUUAGAUAAAGAUAUAAUUUCUUCCUCGUACUAGUAGCCAUGAUGGAAGACAGCGAAGGAAAUACAGCCUCAAUAUUUAUACUUGGGGCAACAUAACUAUGUAUAUAAACAGUUUAAAAUAGUCAAUAAGUUGAAUGAAGACUUCAGUAAUAACUAUAACCAAGUUAAAACAAUGUUCUCACGGUAGGAGCCAUGCUGGAGGACAAGGCUAGAAAUUAUGAAUAAAUUUUUUUAUAUAUGAGCAAUUAUGACUAUGCAUAUAAUUAAUUAUGAUGAAAAGGGUUGCCAUGCUGGAGGACAACGUCCAAAGUUAAACCUAUGCUUAUCAUGUUAGAGAAAUUCAUAGAAUGUUCUAAUGCAUUCCAGCAGCAAUGCUGGAGGACAGCACUUGGAAAACUUUUUUUUUGAAGAUAUAUUUUUAAUUAUUUUCAUAAAGACUUUAGUCAGUACAAGGUAUAAGUAUAAGAAUUUAGUAAGCUUAAAGUAUAAUUCAUUAAAAGCCUUACCUACAAACUAUUCAUAGUUGGACACUAGUAAAUUUACAUGACAAGAAAAUGCACGCCUUACCUUGAGGGAACAGUUGUCCCAUGUCAGACCACGUGUCAUUCCCUUGCAUAUUAUUUCUUUGUUUGACGUUUGCGCAUGAGAAGACACAUGAAUAUAAAUGCAACUCAAACAAAGAAUCUUAUUUUCAAGAGAAGAACCUUUGGUCUGCAAUGAGAAAACAUUAGGCCCAAGGUAAAGAGGUCUGUUAAACAUGCCAUAAUAUUUAAAAAUACGUAUAAGAAUAUAUAGCUGGAGCAUUUCAAGAUCCAGUUGAUAUGUACAUGGUACUUUGACACUUUUUUUGUGGAUAAAUAUUUUAUUCAUUCAUCCAUCA
Molecule: messenger RNA, 2480 nt
Organism: Actinia tenebrosa (Australian red waratah sea anemone)
Lineage: Eukaryota; Metazoa; Cnidaria; Anthozoa; Actiniaria; Actiniidae
Source: RefSeq, a predicted model, not a curated record